Saprolegnia parasitica CBS 223.65 is the source of this 1374-nucleotide messenger RNA. RefSeq lists its product as hypothetical. The coding region runs from base 1 to 1374 and encodes 457 amino acids. Lineage: Eukaryota; Oomycota; Saprolegniomycetes; Saprolegniales; Saprolegniaceae. The record is from RefSeq and is a predicted model, not a curated record. The transcript has 2 exons.
AUGACAGCCACCGACAACUUCGUCGACCUCACGACGCCCGACUUGCCUCCGAAAGUGACCGCCGCCGUCGCCUCCUUCCUCCAAGACGGCCACGAACCUGCACUCGCGACCGAAGCGCUCGGCUUCGCGCUGGCACCGUCUCUCCGAGUCCUUCUCACGCAGCUGCUGCCGCGCUUCGCCGCCAACGUGGCGGCCAACCCCGCGUUUGACGUGAGCGCGGUCACUGCGACGAUUGGCGAGGGUCUCGCACUCACGCCCGAGUACGCUGUCGUCGAGUCCGCCGCCGGCGACAACGACGACGACGAGUGCACGGCCCUUGGCGACACGAAGCGCAAGCGCCCCAUCGGCAGCUUUGCGACCUUGGAGCAUGACUGCGAGCGAGCGUACUCCGCGUGCAAGCAGGUCGUCCACGGUCUGCACGGAGACGACGCGGCGCGAUCGGCCUUUGUCGCCGACGCGGCGAUCGUCCGUCAACGUCUCGCGAGCGCUGCGGCGAUACCCGACAGUGCACUGUGCGCCCUUCGCGCAGAGGCCACCGCGGCGCUCCACGUGGUCAACGCGAGCAAGGCCAAAGAGGUGGAGCUUGCAUUUGCGCUGGAAGCGCUCUGGCGAGCCAAGCGCGCCGAGCUGCCUGCGUCGACCAAGGUCGAGGUGGACCUGGCCGUGUACAAUGACGCUGCCAACGUCGCGGCGGUCGACACGAUGGCUGCGAUGGCCAAGCGCGGCGCCGCGACAGAGGCCGCCGCGACCAUCCUCGACAGCAUCGAGGUUCAUAUCGCCUGCUACGAAAUGGUCGUGGCGGUGCUGCACGAAAUUUGCUGCCUGCGCCACGCCGCGUUGAAAAGCACGGCGGCGGCGAUGGACGCGACGUACGCGGACGCGGUGGCAGCGACGCGGGCGCAGCUGCACCUGGACCUGCCGCGCCUCUGCGCCUGCCUCCUGCGCUUUGACACGCACGUGGACGCCAAGAUGCGCGCCAACGACGGCUACAAGGCCGACAAGCUGCGCAAACUGGACGAGCUCUGCUUCGACUUGCCGCCGUCCAGCGACCCGGAGGCGUGCACGCGGUUGCGUGGCAAGAUCAAGGCCAAGACAGCGAUUGCCGAAGACCUUUUCGCGCAUCUCGAAGAGGCAGCGACGAGGCAGCAGUACCUCUGGACCAUGGUGGACGACGUCCUUGGCGCCACCGAGUGUCGUUGUCUCCUCGACGCCUGCCGCCCCCAGUGGUCGGUCAUGACACCCGUGCUGCGCGAUGUGUUUGAAAGCGUCGAGCUGAAGGGCAAGAUCGAGGUUAGCGAGCCGAUCAAGGCCGAGACUGUGGCCAAGGAGACGGUCGCGCCGCCGACCAAGUCAUUUUCGAGCUACUUUUGGUAG